AUGGAUAGAAAGACUAACAGACAAUACGUAGCGCCAGGAUUCUUGGAAGAUGCAGACGAUACAGCGAAAACAACUCUGUCACUCAAUCUGCUAGGCCGUGCAACACCACCAGAUCGUAUGAUAGCUAUCUUUGAAGCUGACCACCACUUCAAAACAUUUGCAUGGGAGCGAGAUCCCAAGUUCAGUGCCAAUUGCAAUAUCUUGAAUGCACUGCUCUAUGCGCCAAAGCCAGGAAAAUACGUAGCCCAAAUUUACAAAGCCGCAAACUUCCUAUGCAAAUUAUGGUACCAAGGAGAAGUGAACGACAAAUGGAAUCCCUCGCCCCAAUACUCGAAAAUGCUCCUAACCCAGGCACUUGUGCGGAUGCUUGAGCUGUGGCAGGACGGAAGCCUCAACGGGAGCAUAGAACACCACCGUGAAUCUGCCGGAAUCGCAACGUACGCUGUGUUGACCCUGACAAAGCUAUCGUCUCUUCCAUGGCUCCGGACACUAGGAACCGACGUCUCGGUAGCUGUCGAAGCAGGUGGAGGUUCCGUCCGGACAAUCAUGAACAACCUCCUCGUGAAGCAAGAACCUCUCUGGAUCGACCAUGGAAAGACCCAGUCCUUAGCCUAG
Molecule: messenger RNA, 615 nt
Organism: Letharia columbiana
Lineage: Eukaryota; Fungi; Ascomycota; Lecanoromycetes; Lecanorales; Parmeliaceae
Exons: 3
Coding region: 1-615 (204 amino acids)
Source: RefSeq, a predicted model, not a curated record